Messenger RNA from [Candida] anglica, 755 nucleotides. The record is from the annotation of a GenBank genome assembly. Lineage: Eukaryota; Fungi; Ascomycota; Pichiomycetes; Serinales; Debaryomycetaceae.
AUAUAAACAUGGUCAAAGCUAUUAUUGCCCCUUCAAUCCUUGCAUCCAACUUCGCCAACUUAGGUUGUGAUUGUCAUCGUAUGUAUGACAGUGGUGCUGAUUGGCUCCACGUUGAUGUUAUGGAUGGUAACUUUGUCCCCAACAUCUCGUUAGGACCUCCAAUUAUCUCCAGUUUGAGACAAGAGAUCCCUAAAUCAACCACAAAGGCCAGUUUCUUCGACUGCCACAUGAUGGUGGCUGAGCCAGAAAAAUGGGUCGAAGAAGUUGCCAAGGCUGGAGGUGAUCAAUACACAUUCCAUUAUGAAGCUACUCUGGAUCCAGUUGCAUUAGUCAAGUUGAUCAAGCAACAUGGGAUGAAGGCUGCCUGUGCUGUCAAACCGGGAACCUCUGUUGAUGUUUUAUACCCAUUGGCUGAAUACUUGGACAUGGCCUUGGUUAUGACUGUGGAACCAGGAUUUGGUGGUCAGAAAUUCAUGCCAGAAAUGAUGCCUAAGGUGGCUGCAUUAAGAGCUAAAUUCCCAAACAUGAACAUCCAAGUCGAUGGUGGUUUGGGUAAGGAAACAAUUCCUGCUGCUGCUGCCGCUGGUGCCAAUGUCAUUGUGGCAGGAACUUCUGUGUUUAAAGCUGAAGAUCCAGCCCAAAUGAUUUCUCUUUUGAGAUCCACCGUGCAAGACAGUUUGACUGAAAAGGGAUUAUUAGAUAAGUAGAUGUAUACCAAUUCUCUUUAGAAUGAGAGAUGUUCACCCAAUUAUUUA